Messenger RNA from Pogona vitticeps (central bearded dragon), 4542 nucleotides. RefSeq names its product myosin IF (gene MYO1F). Gene Ontology annotation, molecular function: ATP binding; microfilament motor activity; actin filament binding. NCBI's taxonomy places the organism in Eukaryota, Metazoa, Chordata, Lepidosauria, Squamata, Agamidae. Gene Ontology annotation, cellular component: myosin complex; plasma membrane; microvillus. Gene Ontology annotation, biological process: actin filament organization; endocytosis. The record is from RefSeq and is a predicted model, not a curated record.
AACUCACCUCGGCGUAGAGAGAAAUCUUUCGGUUUUUGUUUAAUUUUGAACCACUUCGCUUUUUAAAGACAUCUCUCUUCUUUUUAAACAAACAAGCCAAAAAGGGGGGAAAUAGAUCUUUUUGGAAAGGUGGUUGUGCUCGAUUUGAGUCUUCAAAGACCACGGCUCUCCUUGGCGUAGAUGGACUGGGGGUCUCUUCUUCCAUCUCUUUACCUAUCCAUCUAUUUGAACUCAAAAGGAGGAAGUCGAGAAUUGCAAAGUUGAAGGGUGGGGAAAAGAGAGAGAAGGAACACGCCCUGAGCGGCUGCGUUUCCACUUCUGCUUGUCGCCCUUUCUGCUCCUGCUGGUGCCGAUAAACACAAAUCAAGGGGGAAUAAAAUAUCCCCCCCCACUCCCGGCUUGGAAAAAAACGAGCCAUGUUCGCCCGAGAUCCUCGGUGACCCUGUGUUGGUGGCCGCAGGAUCGUGACCAAACCAGAGCGCAGAGGAAAGAAAGACCAUGGGCAGCAAGGAGAGAUUCCACUGGCAGAGCCACAAUGUCAAACAGAGCGGCGUGGAUGACAUGGUCCUUCUCUCCAAAAUCCACGAGGAUGCCAUAGUGGAAAACCUGAAGAAGCGUUUCAUGGAUGAUUAUAUUUUCACCUACAUCGGACCGGUUCUCAUUUCCGUCAACCCAUUCAAACAGAUGCCUUACUUUACGGACCGAGAAGUGGAACUGUACCAAGGAGCGGCUCAAUACGAAAACCCACCCCACAUCUAUGCGCUGACGGACAACAUGUAUCGCAACAUGCUCAUUGAUGGGGAGAACCAGUGUGUCAUCAUCAGCGGCGAAAGCGGCGCCGGGAAGACCGUGGCGGCGAAAUACAUUAUGGGAUAUAUUUCUAAAGUUUCUGGCGGUGGCGAAAAAGUCCAGCACGUGAAAGACAUCAUCCUCCAGUCAAACCCACUCCUUGAAGCUUUUGGGAAUGCCAAGACAGUUCGAAACAACAACUCCAGCCGAUUCGGGAAAUACUUUGAAAUCCAGUUCAGCCGCGGAGGAGAACCCGACGGAGGCAAAAUCUCCAACUUCCUGCUGGAAAAAUCCCGGGUCGUCACCCAGAACGAGAACGAGAGAAACUUCCACGUUUACUACCAGCUUAUCGAAGGCGCCACGCCAGAUCAGAAACAUAACUUGGGAAUCGUCAGCCCGGACUAUUAUUAUUAUCUGAACCAGUCUGAAACGUACAUCGUGGACGGGACAGACGAUCGGAGCGAUUUUCACGAGACCAUGAAUGCCAUGGACGUGAUUGGCAUCACGGGCCAAGACAAGCAGCUGGUUCUUCAGAUCAUCGCUGGCAUCCUCCACCUUGGCAACAUUGGGUUUCAGGAGCACGGAAAUUACGCCCAGGUCGAGAACUCAGACCUGCUUGCUUUUCCGGCUUACCUCUUGGGGAUCGACAAGGUCCGCUUGAACGAAAAGCUCACCAGUCGGCAGAUGGACAGCAAGUGGGGCGGACAGUCAGAGUCCAUCAAUGUGACCCUCAACGUGGAGCAAGCGUCCUAUACCCGAGAUGCCCUUGCCAAAGGACUGUACUCCCGGGUCUUUGACUUUCUUGUUGAGUCCAUCAACAGGGCUAUGCAGAAGCCUUAUGAAGAAUACAGCAUCGGUGUUUUAGACAUUUACGGCUUUGAAAUAUUCCAGAGAAACGGUUUUGAACAAUUCUGCAUUAAUUUUGUAAAUGAGAAACUCCAGCAGAUUUUCAUCGAGUUGACCCUGAAAGCAGAACAGGAAGAAUACGUCCAAGAAGGAAUCAAAUGGACCCCAAUUGAAUAUUUUAACAACAAAGUGGUGUGCGACCUUAUUGAAAACAAAGUGAAUCCCCCUGGCAUCAUGAGUGUCCUGGAUGACGUUUGCGCCACCAUGCACGCAAAGGGCGACGGGGCGGACCAGACACUGCUUCAGAAGCUGCAGGCAGCCGUGGGAAACCACGAGCAUUUCAACAGCUCGAGUUCCGGAUUCGUGAUCCACCAUUACGCUGGCAAGGUAUCCUACGAAGCAAGCGGCUUUUGUGAAAAGAACCGAGACGUCCUCUUCACAGACUUGAUAGAACUGAUGCAAAGUAGUGAAUUCCCUUUUAUCAGGAUGCUUUUCCCAGAAAAACUCGGUGCGGAGAAAAAGGGACGACCCACCACAGCCGGGAGCAAAAUCAAGAAACAGGCCAACGAUCUUGUGAACACGUUGAUGAAAUGCACUCCACAUUAUAUCCGGUGCAUUAAGCCCAACGAGACCAAGAGGCCCAGAGACUGGGAAGAGAGCAGGGUGAAGCACCAGGUGGAGUACUUGGGGCUGAAGGAGAAUAUCAGAGUCCGCCGAGCGGGUUUCGCCUACCGCAGGUUGUUCCAAAAAUUCCUUCAAAGGUAUGCCAUCCUGACCACAGAGACCUGGCCAAGGUGGCGGGGAGAUGAACGCCAAGGGGUCCAGCACUUGUUGAGGUCCGUCAACAUGGAUGCAGACCAGUAUCAGAUGGGGCGCACAAAGGUUUUUGUGAAGAACCCCGAGUCGCUCUUUCUUCUGGAGGAGAUGAGGGAACGCAAGUUUGACGGAUACGCCCGGAUCAUCCAGAAGGCGUGGCGCCGUCACAUCGCCAUCCGGAAAUAUGAGCAAAUGAGAGAGGAAGCAUCUCACAUCCUGUACAACUUCAAAGAGAGGCGGCGGAACAGCAUCAACCGGAACUUUGUGGGCGAUUACCUGGGGAUGGAGGACAAGCCGGAGUUGCGGCAAUUCUUGAGCAAGCGAGAGAGGAUCGAUUUUGCCGACUCCAUUACCAAGUACGACCGGCGAUUUAAGCCUAUCAAGCGGGACUUCAUCCUGACCCCAAAAUACUUCUACAUGAUUGGUCGAGAGAAGGUCAAAAAAGGUCCAGAAAAAGGCCAGAUCCGGGAGGUGUUGAAGAAGAAGGUGGAGAUCCAAACGCUCAACCGAGUGUCCCUCAGCACCAAACAGGAUGACUUCUUCAUCCUUCACGAAGCCGAAACCGACAUCUUCCUCGAGUCCAUCUUCAAGACCGAACUCAUCAGCCUUCUCUGUAAACGCUACGAAGAGGUGACCCAGAAAAAACUUCACCUCAGUUUCAGCGACACACUACAAUUCCGCGUGAAGAAGGAAGGCUGGGGUGGAGGUGGCUCCCGGACGGUGACCUUUACGGGGGGACAAGGCAACGUGGCUCUCCUCAAAGCCUCGGGGAAGACUCUGACCAUCUCCAUCGGAAGUGGGCUACCCAAGAACUCAAAACCCACCAAGAAAGGGAUGCAACAAAGCAAAGGUUACCUGAGGCAACAAGCCCCAAAGCGGGGGGCACUGCCAGCCCCAAGAGGACAAAUGCCUGCCGCUGCUUGCCGGAAUGGGGCACCCCAGUUCCCUCGCAGCACCCCACCCCAAGAACACACCUCCACCAGGAGGCCGGGGCAUGGCCCUCCGCCAGCCACGGCCCUCCCCAGGCAAGGGGUCAGCCGCCGGGCAAAGGCACCUACACCGUCCAGCCACAGCAUGGAGUUCCUCAACGUCCCAGACCAGGGAAUGGCAGGGACACAGAGGAAGAGGAGCAUCGGACAGAGGCCUCCACCCGCCGCCGGGCGGCCCAAGCCUCAACCCAAAUCAUCCGGGCCCCGCUGCCGCGCUCUGUACCAGUACCUGGGACAGGAUGUAGAUGAACUCAGCUUCAAUGUGGGCGACAUGAUUGAUCUCUUGAUGGAAGAUGCCUCCGGGUGGUGGAAGGGGCGUCUUCACGGACGUGAAGGGCUCUUUCCUGGAAAUUAUGUCCAGAAACUCUGAGCAAAGCUGCACUGAGCAGCUCCAAAAUGAGACAGAAAUGAAGCAAGGACAAGGUUGUACAAACUGGGUGCCAUCAGGAUUCGGGUCUGGGUAAAGCAACCCCCGGGCAGCUUCCCACCCAAGACUGCAGGCAAGACAGCUGCCAAAAAUGACCGUCUGCAAAGCAGCUAAAACCUGGGAGACCCCAAGCUGGAGGUAUGAGCAAGAAGCCGGAAAGUCAAGCCUAAGACGUGCACAAACGGAAGUAUUGAAUUAAUGUUACGAUCGCUCUGGUGCUAAUUCAGUGAAGGGGAGGAGCAGGGGAAAAUAUUUUAAGUCAUUGGGGGUUAAUCCGCUUGUGCCAUGACCUUCCUUGCACACAGCGCUGCUUUUGAUGCAGAAGGGGGAGGUUAAAAGAAAUUAAAAUGGACGCUCUGGAAAUGUCUGUGUUGGUUUUCAAAUGUGUGCCCUACACUACAGUGUCCAUCAGCCACAACCAGCAUCAGAAAGACCGAUUGGGGGGGGUUUGCCACCUAGAAUAGCCAACCUCUGACUCCUUCUUCCUAGAGCCGAGCGAAGCUUCCCUGUUUUUAAAGAAACAUCACCAGCCAGCAAUAAAAGUAAAAUAUAAACUUUUAUUUAGAAUUAAAGCAAAUACUCCGGUAUUGCAAACACACAAUAUUAAACUUCCAGGGGAAUAUAUGUGGCUAAUUUGGAGUGAGCGUUGCUAUUUUCGCACAGUCACGACAUGCG